AUGAUACUUUUUAUAAGUGCAACAUUGUCAGAAAUAGAUAAGGAAAAUUCCUCUAGGUACAAUAAUAAUGCAUUGAAGGCGAUAAAAGAGAUAAAUCAAGAAGUAAAAAAAAUAGCUGAAGAAUUAGAUGAUUUUAAAGAUCAAAAAUACAUAGUUACUCAUGAUGCUUACCAAUAUUUCGAAAAAUAUUUUGGCUUAAAUUCCCCAAGUGUUAUUCUUGCUAUAGAGGAAGAUUCAUACAUAGGUAUGAAAAGCUUAAUGAAACUAAAAAAAAUCAUGAAACAAGAGAACGUUAAGUGCAUACUUUCCCACUCAUGGGAGGAUAGUAUAAAUCCUAAGAUUUUUUCCAAUGAUACAAAAAUGGUAGUGCUUGAUCCU
Molecule: messenger RNA, 378 nt
Organism: Cinara cedri
Lineage: Eukaryota; Metazoa; Arthropoda; Insecta; Hemiptera; Aphididae
Source: the annotation of a GenBank genome assembly